AUGAAGUCCAAACACAGCGGACUACAUGCUCUGGAGCUGCGAAAGACCUUGCGCCGGGCUAUUGGAAUUGACGAAUUACCUAUGCAAGGUGAUCUUGAGAUUCAAGUUCAAGGCCGAACCGAAAGGGUCCGAGAUUCACUCAGCCCAAUAUUCAAGGCCGCUGUUUGCGAUGGAGAAGCUAUCUGGGCUUUCGCGGUGCCCUAUGGCAGCAGUAUACAGAUAACGGCAAAGAGCCGUUGUGACGCCCCAUCACGGAGCUGGAAGCAACACCUUUGGUCAGAUAUAAGUCGAGACGAUUUCAUAGGACCUCUGAAGUUGAUUGCUCACCAUUACGGACGCAGCAUCAAAGCAACCAUAUCCAUUUCAGUCUACUUGAAGGCACUUUUUAUUAGUGGCGGUUACACCGAAGGUACUGAAACCGAAAACUGGAGACUCAGACGCGACUAUUUGUUCAGCAACAACUUUAAUACAAGUAUUAGCGCUAUUGCAAAUUAUCUUCAUAAGAUGGAACCAAAGAGCAAUGCACCCGUAGCUAGACAAUAUGCACCUCCCGCACCGACAUUUGGUCAUGCAGCAUCAACCCCCACCAUUGAACAGGAUUCUAAGAACGCGUCACUGUUUACCAACCCCGCAACGAGCGCGUACAGGGCAAGUCAAGAAGUUGUUGUUUUGGAGUACAACAACCAAAAGCGCCUUAACACAACCAUCAAACGUGGUCGUUUGGAGUAUGAGAAUAUGGAGAAGGAUCUACAGACCCUUGAGGGACAGUUAAAGAAACACCAGACUGCUAUGGCAGAAAAGAAGACUGAGCUGAAAAAGAUUGAUGAGGAAAAUGAAGAAAGUGUUACGAAAUGCACUGAGGCGAAAGGGCUGAUGAAUGGCAUUGCGCUUGACGAAGUCUACACUGUUAUCGGUCACCCCUCGGUCUUUUUCGUUGAAGACACCGACAUGGAAGAAGCGAAAGGAGAACCCCAGGUUUGA
Messenger RNA from Aaosphaeria arxii CBS 175.79, 981 nucleotides. RefSeq lists its product as uncharacterized. NCBI's taxonomy places the organism in Eukaryota, Fungi, Ascomycota, Dothideomycetes, Pleosporales. The record is from RefSeq and is a predicted model, not a curated record. The transcript has a single exon. Bases 1 to 981 code for a protein of 326 amino acids.